Molecule: messenger RNA, 2145 nt
Organism: Helobdella robusta
Lineage: Eukaryota; Metazoa; Annelida; Clitellata; Rhynchobdellida; Glossiphoniidae
Exons: 21
Coding region: 1-2145 (714 amino acids)
Biological process (GO): transcription initiation at RNA polymerase II promoter; nucleotide-excision repair
Cellular component (GO): nucleotide-excision repair factor 3 complex; transcription preinitiation complex; transcription factor TFIIH holo complex
Molecular function (GO): ATP binding; DNA binding; 3'-5' DNA helicase activity
Source: RefSeq, a predicted model, not a curated record
AUGAAGACAGAUAAUCAAUCUCGGCCAUUAUGGGUGGCACCAAAUGGAAGCAUAUUCCUGGAAUCGUUUUCCCCUGUUCACAAACAUGCACAAGACUUCCUCAUUGCUAUAGCUGAGCCUGUAUCUAGACCAGAAUUUGUGCACGAAUACAAAUUGACAGCAUAUUCCUUAUAUGCUGCAGUGUCUGUUGGCUUACAAACCAAUGUCAUCAUUGAGUACCUCACAAAACUCUGCAAAACCAACAUCCCUAAUAGUGUUAUUGAAUUCAUCAAGUCAUGUACAGACAGCUAUGGGAAGGUCAAACUAGUUUUGAAGCACAACAAAUACUUCAUUGAAUCCCAAUACCCGGAUGUCAUUCAGAAGUUAUUGAAGGAUCCGGUGAUACAACAGUGCCGUUAUGUUCCAGUGGAUAAUGAAAAGGCUGAUGGGAAUGGGAAUGUAAAUUUUGGCAGUGGUAACAUGGACGCAAAAACUAACAGUGAGGCAGUCAAAGUACCCGAUGAUCUGACAGAAUUUUAUAAAAAGAUGGACCUUGACGACGAAGAUGACGAGAAUGUGCUACAGGUUGUUUCAUUUGAAGUCAUUACAGGCUGCCUGGAGAAGCUGCAAAAGAGAUGUAUUGAUCUGGACUACCCACUUCUUUCUGAAUAUGAUUUCAAAAAUGAUUCCGCCAACACAGAUGUGAAAAUUGACUUGAGGUCGAACACAGUCCUGAGACCGUACCAGGAGAAAAGUCUGCGGAAGAUGUUUGGCAAUGGAAGAGCCAGGUCGGGAGUUAUCGUCCUCCCAUGUGGGGCUGGCAAGACGUUGGUUGGUGUGACAGCAGCAUGCACAAUAAAGAAAAGAUGUAUGGUUCUGUGUACAUCUGCUGUUGCUGUAGAACAAUGGAAGUCGCAGUUCAAGUUGUGGUCAACUGCUGAUGAUAGCAUGGUCUGCAGGUUCACCUCAGAUGCUAAAGACCGGCCAAUGGGAUGCUCCAUCUUCAUAAGCACUUACUCAAUGAUCACCUACUCCAGUAAAAGGUCCUAUGAAGCUGAAAAGGUGAUGGAGUGGGUGAACAGUGUCGAGUGGGGACUGAUGCUGCUUGAUGAGGUGCAAUUUGUGCCGGCCAAGAUGUUCAGGAAGGUCAUCUCGACGGUGAGGGCGCAUUGCAAGUUGGGACUGACUGCUACACUCGUCAGAGAGGAUGAUAAAAUCUGUGACUUGAACUUCCUCAUUGGGCCAAAACUCUAUGAAGCAAACUGGCUUGAACUGCAGAAGAAGGGUUUUAUAGCCAACGUCUAUUGCUGCGAGGUUUGGUGCGACAUGACUGCAGAAUUUUAUAAAGAAUAUUUGAAUUCGUCAGCCAAAAGGGGAAUGUUGCUGUACGUGACGAAUCCGAACAAGUUUCUAACGUGCGAAUACCUCAUCAGGUACCACGAACGAAGAAACGACAAAAUAAUUGUCUUUGCUGAUAAUUUGUUUGCCCUGAAGACUUACGCCACUAAAUUCCAAAAACCCUUCCUCUGCGGUAAAACAUCAACGGAGGAAAGAAUGAGAGUUUUGUCCAACUUUCAGAGGAAUCCUCAAGUCAACACGAUUUUCGUUUCCAAGAUAGCAGACAAUUCUUUUGAUCUCCCCGAAGCCAACGUCCUCAUCCAGAUUUCGUCGCAGGGCGGUUCGAGAAGGCAGGAGGCACAACGUCUCGGAAGAAUUCUUAGAGCAAAAAAAGGAGCAGUAGCUGAAGAGUACAAUGCAUUCUUUUAUUCGCUGGUCUCAAGAGACACAACAGAAAUGUAUUACGCGACCAAGAGGCAAAGAUUUCUUGUAAAUCAAGGUUACAGUUAUAAAGUUGUCACGAAGCUUGCGGGCAUGGAUCAGGAGGAUCUAACUCUGUCGACAAGAGAGAAGCAAUUAUCGUUGCUGGCCGAUGUGCUGGCUGCCGACGACGCCGAGAUCGAUGAGGAGGAAAAGUUCGAUGAUUCUAACAGUUUGGAAGGCACAAAUUUCGUCGUAAAAAGUGGCGUUCAAAGAAGGGUCGGGAAUAUGAAUUCCAUGUCAGGAGCCGAUGACGCGGUCUACUCGGAGUACAAAAAUUUGUGCAAGAAAACUCCGUCAACGUCAUCAUCACAACAUCCCCUCUUCAAAAGAUUCAGGAAGUGUUAA